AUGAUCGUAACGAGCGACGCCGACUCAUCCUAUGAAAUCGCCCCGACGUUGAGGCUGUUCGUCCAGCCGAUCGAACUGCUGCCGACCCCGCCCCGUAUGAUCGAUGGCGACGAGAGUCUAUCCCCCGAGUAUGUUGAUCCGCUUGCCGGUCAUCCCAAGCUCGGCAGGAAGGGAGAAACCUUGUACGUCCGGCCUGUCGACCAUCUUGAGGAAGGCAGGGACUUAUCCCGGGACGAGACCGAUGACGGUCUCUUCGAGAAGACCCGGAGUCCUCCGGACGUUCCGCUACCCGACGGCAUGGUCGAUCCCCCCGGCUCGUUCGCCGCACGCCGGAAGCGCGCCGAGAUGGACGGUGAAAAGGCCGGCAAGUACCGUGACAUCCGCGGCUUCAGGCUGCACGCCGAGCGCGGCUACACCUUCUGGCGGUUCAACAUCGAGGUUGAGCUACGUGACAAGCAGCAGCGCAUCGCGUACCGCAUCAACCGCGGCCCGUCGACCGGCUUCUGGGUCCCUGCCAAGGGCCAGCCCAUGAACAUCAUGUUCUACAGCUGCAACGGGUUCAGCUUGAGCGUCGACUCGAACCUGUUCAGCGGGCCGGAUCCCCUGUGGCGUGACGUGCUGAAUGCUCACCAGAGCCAGCCCUUCCAUGUCAUGAUCGGCGGUGGUGACCAGAUUUAUAACGAUCGCUGCAUGCAGGAUGUCAGGCUCUUCCGCGAGUGGUUGAGCAUCAAGAACCCGAUCCACAAGCACAAUGCGCCGUUUACCCCCGAGAUGCAGGACGAGCUGGAGGCGUUCUAUCUCGAGCGGUACUGCAUGUGGUUCUCGCAGGGUCUGUUUGGCAUGGCCAAUGCUCAGAUUCCCAUGGUGAAUAUGUGGGACGACCACGACAUCAUUGAUGGGUUUGGCUCGUACCCUCAUCACUUCAUGAACUCGCCCGUCUUCUCGGGUCUCGGUAACGUCGCGUUCAAGUAUUACAUGCUCUUCCAGCACCAGAGCAUCCCCUCGGAGACGGAAGAGGCUGAGCCAAGUUGGAUACUUGGCGAGAAGCCGGGCCCGUACAUCAACGAGCUCAGCCGUAGCUUGUUCAUGUCGAUGGGCGGCAAGGUCGCCCUGUUGGCCGUCGAUGGUCGCACGGAGAGGACCAGGGAAGAGGUGGUCAGCGAGGACACCUGGAAGAAGCUCAUGGAUCGCUGCUACUCCGAGAUCGACAAGGGCAAGGUCGACCACCUCCUCGUGCUCCUUGGCGUUCCCAUUGCCUACCCGCGUCUCGUCUGGCUGGAAAACAUCCUCACCUCGCGCGUCAUGGACCCGAUCAAGGCGCUCGGCAAGCUGGGCAUGCUAGGCGGCCUGCUCAACAAAAUCGACGGUGGCGUCGAGGUACUCGACGACCUCGACGACCACUGGACGGCGAAGAGCCACAAGCGCGAGCGCAGUAUCGUCAUCGAGGACCUCCAGGACCUGGCCGCCGACAAGUCCGUCCGCGUGACGAUCCUCAGCGGCGACGUGCACCUCGCCGCCAUCGGCCAGUUCUACUCGAAUCCCAAGCUCGGCUUGCCCAAACACAAGGACUUCCGGUACAUGCCGAACGUGAUUUCGUCGGCCAUUGUCAACACCCCGCCGCCGGAAAUCCUCGCUGAUGUGCUCAACAAGCGGAACAAGGUCCACCAUUUCGAUAAAGAAACGGACGAGGACAUGAUUCCGCUCUUUGCACAUGGCGUGGAUGGCAAGCCGAGGAAUAAUAAGCAUCUCCUGCCGCAUCGCAACUGGUGCUCCAUUAGACCUUAUGUUCCCGGCACCACGCCGCAGUCGACGCCAGCGCAGUCCUCGGCUGAGGUCGGCCCUGGCGAGGGAGGUGAGCGCAGGGGGAGUAUCUUCCGUCGCCUGUCCUUCCGCAGCCGCAACAAGUCGAUGCCCACCGUCGGUACCGAGGGCAGCGUCUCGGCAAGCGGUAUCCCCAAGGACAGGUCUCGCCCUCCGAUCUCUCGCAGCGGCUUGCUCCUGCGCUCACUGUCUCGUCGUCCGGGCACCGCGAGUGCAGACCACGUUGGCCAGGCGAACCAGCAAGCUGGCGCGAGUAAGACCGGUCUGGUGCGCACAUUCUCUGCGUCCAAUGUGGCUGGUGCCUCGCAGUCCAAGUUUGGCGGCCUGUUCAGGAGGAGGAGCACCGCUAGCAAGAAGGACGUCGCUGUGCAGACCAACGGGCCGGACACGGAUACCGAGUCGGUUGUUCGUCAUGAUCAGCACGAUCAACCCCAGACCCAGAGUCACCAGCAUGCGGCGUACGAAGAACAUAACUACUCCGGCCCGGUCAUCAACGACGAGUUCCAGCGGGGUGACGAAGCCUGCUUCACCGCCGUCCGGCCAAACACCUCCCGCGGACACAAGCCUACUCCGACGGGUCUCCCGCAUGCCGCGACGACCGGGAAUAUCCCCCAGGCCACCACGGAGAGCACGUCUGAUCCGAAGACGUCGCCCUUCCGCCGCACGCCGACGCUCCUCACUGCCAAGCAGCGCAAGCACGCCGAGGAGUAUACAAUUGACUUGACGGGUGCGCUGGAGGUGACGCUCAACGUAGAGAUCUCCCCGCGCGAUCCGGGCGGCAGUACCGUGCCGUACCGGCUGGUCGUGCCCAAGCUGUGGUAUGACGAUGAGAUGGACGAGACGUUGUCUAACAGGGAGGGGAAGGAGCGGAAGACUAGGGUGAGGGAAAGUGUGGAUGGGGAAAAGGUUGCCAGACCGGACAGCGAGAGUGGGGUUAGGCGUGAGGAUGAGGAGACGGGGGUGAGUGAGGGGGAGGAAGAGGACAGGAGUAUCCCUGCUGCUGUUGGGGAGGAGAAGAGGGGAUUGAAGAGGUUGUUUAGUUUGAAGAGGCGGUCGACGGCGGCGUAUUGA
Thermochaetoides thermophila DSM 1495 is the source of this 2892-nucleotide messenger RNA. RefSeq lists its product as uncharacterized. Gene Ontology annotation, cellular component: membrane. The transcript has a single exon. Bases 1 to 2892 code for a protein of 963 amino acids. The record is from RefSeq and is a predicted model, not a curated record. Lineage: Eukaryota; Fungi; Ascomycota; Sordariomycetes; Sordariales; Chaetomiaceae.